Molecule: messenger RNA, 1894 nt
Organism: Neltuma alba
Lineage: Eukaryota; Viridiplantae; Streptophyta; Magnoliopsida; Fabales; Fabaceae
Product: reticuline oxidase-like
Exons: 1
Coding region: 23-1651 (542 amino acids)
Molecular function (GO): FAD binding; oxidoreductase activity
Source: RefSeq, a predicted model, not a curated record
CAUUCAUUCACAGUCUUAAGCCAUGUUCAUCAUUCUGAGAAACUCAUCACCAAUCUUCCUCCUCUUGCUAUCUCUGUUUCUUUCUCUUUCUUUAUCCUCUUCAAUCCCAGACUAUACAUCUUGCUUGAUCCAUCACAACAUCAAAAACUUCACCAGAUUCCCUGACCAAUCCUCUACUCACAGUUAUGAUGCUGACUACUUCAAAAUCCUCAACUUCUCCAUCCAGAACCUUCGCUUUGCACAGCUUAACAUCCCAAAACCUAUAGCAAUUGUUCUGCCUGAGAGCUUGGAGCAGCUAAGGAGCAGUGUGGUGUGUUGUAGGGAAUUCUCUGUAGGCAUCAGAGUGAGAUGUGGUGGACACAGCUACGAAGGGACUUCCUCUGUGGCCAAUGAUGGAGCUCCAUUUGUCAUCAUUGACCUCAUGAACCUGAACCAUGUUCAGGUGGAUAUGGAGGCUGAAAUAGCGUGGGUCGAAGGUGGGGCCACCCUAGGAGAGACCUACUAUGCAAUAUCUCUGGCCAGCAAGGCCCACGGGUUUUCAGCAGGGUCAUGCCCAACCGUGGGCGUAGGUGGGCAUAUUGGGGGAGGUGGUUUUGGGCUUUUGUCAAGAAAAUAUGGGCUUGCAGCAGAUAAUGUGGUGGAUGCACUUAUUAUAGAUGCUGAUGGGAAUUUACUUAACAGGCAAGAAAUGGGAGAAGAUGUGUUUUGGGCUAUUAGAGGAGGUGGGGGUGGUGUUUGGGGGAUUGUAUAUGCCUGGAAGAUCAAAUUACAAAAGGUGCCAGAAACUGUAACGAGUUUCAUAGUCUCAAGAACAGGCACAAAAGAUCAUCUUCAGAAACUAGUUGAUAAAUGGCAAUAUGUAGCACCAAGAUUGGAAGAUGACUAUUAUUUUUCAUGCUUUGUUGGUGCAGGCUUGCCUGAAGCUAAAUCUAAAGGAUUAUCUGCAACUUUUAAAGGGUUUUAUCUGGGUCCUAGGCACAAGGCCAUCUCUGUUAUAAACCAGGUUUUCCCUGAACUGGGUAUUGAGGAAGAAGAUUGCAAAGAAAUGAGUUGGAUUGAGUCUAUAGUUUUCUUCUCUGGCCUAACAAAUGGAGCCACAGUGUCUGACUUGAAGAACAGGUAUAUGCAAGACAAGGAAUAUUUCAAGGCCAAAUCAGACUUUGUGAGGAGUCAUAUUCCUCUAGAGGGGAUAGAAACUGCUUUGAACAUACUUGAGAAGGAGCCAAAAGGUUAUGUCAUUUUGGACCCUUAUGGUGGGAUGAUGCACAAUAUAAGCAGUGAAUCCAUAGCUUUUCCUCACAGAAAAGGCAAUCUCUUCACCAUUCAGUACCUGAUAUACUGGAAAGAAGCCGAUGAUGGCAGAAGCAGUGAAUAUAUUGAGUGGAUAAGAGAGUUCUAUGAUUCUAUGACUUCAUUUGUUUCAUGGGGUCCUAGGGCUGCAUACAUCAAUUACUUGGACUUUGAUCUUGGAAUAAUGGUGGAACCCAUUAACACAAAGGCUGCAGGGGAACAAGCCAGAGUUUGGGGUGAAAGGUACUUCUUGAGCAACUAUGAUAGACUGGUUAAAGCCAAGACUCUGAUUGAUCCCAAUAAUGUUUUCACUAAUCAACAAGGCAUUCCUCCCUUAUCUUCUUCCAUCAGUUCAAUGUGAUGCUAGACUUGUACAGGUGAGUUUAAGUUUCAGCUCCUCUGUAAAUAUGUGCAUUUACAAGUUUGAUUCUGCAAUGCAUGUGUUAGAAAACGCAUCUGAAGUCUGGUAUUUAAUCGUAUAGUGUGCAAGUUAUAAAUACAUUGUAAAAGGUUUGCAAGCUCUUUCCUUUGGCACUAUGGCAAAAAGUAGUAGUACGUACUACGUACAUCUCAUAUAUCUAAUAAGACUUAAUAUUAAUGUCCA